Molecule: messenger RNA, 897 nt
Organism: Ilex paraguariensis (yerba mate)
Lineage: Eukaryota; Viridiplantae; Streptophyta; Magnoliopsida; Aquifoliales; Aquifoliaceae
Source: the annotation of a GenBank genome assembly
GCAAGCUGAAUAACCGAGGUGGGUGGAGAUAGAAAUGGCUUCGACUGUCUCUGUUUUCCCCAAAACACUCUUUUCAACUUCUUCUUUCUCACCCUCGCGUCCUUCUCUUUCAUCUGUUCUUGUCUCUGCUACUUCUUCAUUUUAUUUGGUUUCACCUUCUUCUUCACAUAAAUAUAGUACUCGUACUCACAUCAUUAAUGGUAUCAAAUCCAAAAGUUUCUAUGUACACCCUUUACUAAGAAGCAACACAGGUCGAAAGUUCAUUUGCAGAGCUGCUGAGUACAAAUUUCCAGACCCAAUUCCCGAGUUCGCUGAAGCUGAAACGAAAAAGUUUAGGACCAAUCUCCUUAAGAAACUCUCUAAGAAAGAUUAUUAUGGAGAUUCAAUUGAGGAGGUUGUUGGAGUCUGUACCGAGAUUUUCAGUACUUUCUUACACACCGAGUAUGGGGGCCCUGGAACACUUUUGGUCAUACCUUUCAUCGACAUGGCUGAUACACUGAAUGAGCAGGAGUUGCCUGGAGGACCCCAAGCUGCACGUGCAGCUGUGAAAUGGGCCCAAGCUCAUGUUGACAAGGACUGGAAAGAAUGGACUAGCAAUGGCAGCAUUCAAUAGAUAAGCAAUUCGGUGUCAUAAUAAUUUAUUAUGAUUUGGUUAUUGUUUUGCAAAGUUCUGAUGCAUGUCGAUUGGAUUGAGCUAGUCCAGCAGUAUUAAUGUUUGUGUCAAAAUGAAAGAGAUUGAUGUUAGGAGUUGAAAACCUUGGCAGGUUUUAUUGUAAAAGUAACUUUUAAGAGUAAAUUUUGCACUGAAUUGUAUUGUGAGAAUAUUUAGCUCACUGUUUCUAAUAGAUUUCAGCAGUGACACACGCAAAGCUAUCAUCAGAGAAAUGCUAUUGACUU